This is a messenger RNA of Tetrahymena thermophila SB210, 1341 nucleotides long. Its product is annotated as nucleotide-sugar transporter. Gene Ontology annotation, biological process: pyrimidine nucleotide-sugar transmembrane transport. Lineage: Eukaryota; Ciliophora; Oligohymenophorea; Hymenostomatida; Tetrahymenidae. The record is from RefSeq and is a predicted model, not a curated record. Gene Ontology annotation, molecular function: pyrimidine nucleotide-sugar transmembrane transporter activity. Gene Ontology annotation, cellular component: intracellular membrane-bounded organelle; Golgi membrane. The transcript has 4 exons.
AUGACUAAAUCAACUGAAAACCCUGACACUUGUUGCUAAUAAUAAGAAUUAUAGGCUUUACCUACACUAAGUACUCAGAAAACUUCAACUCUUGCUUUACAACAAACUACUUUAAAUGAUCAAGAAGAAAAAAACUCUCAAACUUAGUAAAGCAAUAUCACCUUAUUUAGACCAUGGUGGGCUUAUCUCUUCGUGGCUGGAUACAUUUUCUUAGGAGGAAUUGACACAGCUGUCUAUAAAUACUAAAAUUCAACUGUAGUUGAUGGAUAAAAGUUUACUCAUGCCUUCAUUCAAAAUUACAUUAUGUUUCUUGGAAUGUCUUUGAAUUUAGUCAUGUAUUUUUACAACAAAUACACUGGAAAAAUUAACUUAGAAAUUGACCCUAGUAAAAAGAAUAUGGAUACCUUAAAAUCAACCAUGAUAUUAAAUAUCCCUGCAUUUUUGGACAUGAUAGGUUCUUUGUUGCAGCUAUUUGCCUUGAAUUUCAUAGACAACAGCAUUUAUAUGAUGAUCAGAGGAGGAUCUAUUAUCUUUGCUUGCGUGUUCACUAAGCUGUUUUUUAAGAGAAAGUUACUAAAUUACAGAUACUUUGGUAUAUUCUUUGUAUUUGUUGGCUUGUUUAUUGUAGGUCUUUCAUCUUUCUUGAACACUAAAGGUAAGAGCCAAUCUGACAUUUAAAUGUAAAUCAUUUCUAUGGUCUUACUCCUUCUUGGUAUUAUUUCUGAUGGUGCCUAAUAUACUACUGAAGAAUAUGUCUAUAGUAAAUUUAAUGUUCACCCAUAAUUUAUGCUUGGUCUUUAGGCAUUUUAUGGUUCACUUUAAUAAAUGGUUUUGGUCGCUAUUGCAUGCCAUGUAUAAUGUCCCUUCCCUAAUAAUGAAGGAUGCUCAAAAAUUUACGGAGUUUAUUGGUUAGAAAGUAUUACCAUGUACUUUAGAGAAAUAGGUAAAGAUGAUGCUCUUUUGGCUAUGUGUAUUAUUGGUAUAUUUACUAAGUAAAUAUAUAAUCUUUGCGGAACUUCAAUUACCUAUUACUUCUCAAGUGUUACAAGAACUGUUUCUGGAGCAUUAAGAACUCUUGUAGUUUGGGUUAUUUCCCUAAUAGUUACUGCUACCAGUUCAAGAAAAUGGGAAACUCUUGAUCCUAUUUCAAAUGUAGUUAAAACUAUUGGUUUCCUUGUAUUAGUUUUUGGUAAUCUAAGUUAUAAUGGAAUUAUCAAAAUACCUGGAUUCCCAAGAGAAUAAGACUUACCAAAACCAGCUGCAUUAACAACUGUAAAGACAGAAGAGGCAUAAAUUUUGAAAAUCUCUCCCUUAAAAAUUUAAUCUUAAGAAUCUUAAUGA